Messenger RNA from Hyphopichia burtonii NRRL Y-1933, 1901 nucleotides. It is a transcript of the gene WAR1, whose product is annotated as War1p. The record is from RefSeq and is a predicted model, not a curated record. The transcript has a single exon. Bases 189 to 1799 code for a protein of 536 amino acids. NCBI's taxonomy places the organism in Eukaryota, Fungi, Ascomycota, Pichiomycetes, Serinales, Debaryomycetaceae.
GUUUAUGGUAUAACACUCCAGAAUUAUUUAGACACCGUCGUUAUCAUCUACUUAAUACGUUGUCGGUAACUUUAUUACACGAUGUUGGUAUAGUGGCAAGACCUUCCUAUAGUUAUAAACAAUCUGAUGGUUCGGUUCAACUUAAUGAACCAAAUAAAAGUGCCAGUAUUGAAUAUUCAGGUUUAUUAAUGACGUUAUAUUUUACCACGGUCAGUAUUUGCUUAAUACUAAGAAGAGCAAUUUAUGUUAAAUGGACUCCCUACGUUGAAGAAUGUUGUGUAAGACUUCAAGAAAGUGGUAUCCCAAAAAUGAAAAGUCUUGCAUUAUUCCUGAGAUUAAGCCAUGAGUUAGAAAGAAUUCAUCAUAUUGUUCAUUCCCCCGAUUCAAAUGAUAAAGCUGGUCAAUCUUCUAGAUACAUCAUUUCUGAAUUACAGAAAAAUUUGAAUACCAUAAAAGCCCAAAUAGACCCUCAAAAACAUUCCUUCCUAGCUUAUUACUACUCGGUCGAGGCCUAUCUACACGAACCGACUUUAAGUGAAUCAGUUACCAAAGCACUCAAUUCAGAAACAGACCAAGAUUCUUUCAAAUUAAAUACAAACACUAUAAUGUCAAUUGCCCAAUGUACUACAUCCUGCUUAAAAGCCUUAGAUAGCUUCACUCUUAUGAGUCCCUCUGAAAUAUCGGCUCUCCCAAUAAUCUACGCUGCAAGAAUCAUUUAUACCGCCGGUAUGCUUUUGAGAUUAAGGUAUUUAAUUAUAUCUUUGCCUUCUCACAUAGAAAAGGAUUUGGUCCCAAGACAUGCAGUUUUUGUAAUUCAAAAACUUACCAGAUCUCUCGAUCAAGCAGGUAUCAUCCAUCCGGCUAAUCAUUUUUUGAAAAAAUUACAUUUGGUGUUACAGCUUUUUGUUCAAACUUAUGCAACCCAAGUUCAAGACUUAUUACAGAAGAACGGUGAAACUCCAGAAAAUUUAGUUCCAACCAAUGUCUAUAGAGUACCCAAACGCGAUUUAGAGAAGUUAUCAGACCUCUAUAAUAGAUCACACGUUGGAGGACUAUUAACUACAGAAUCUGGUAAACAAUAUGCAUCUCAGAUUUCCCUUGACUUGUUAUCUUAUGCAGCUUCUGUCAGACGAGAUGGAAAGUCGGAACCCCCUUCCCACCUCCCAAAGCAAGUUGGCUCACCACUAAGAAUUGCAAAUGACAUACAACCACAAGAUUCUAAUGAACGCAGUACCAAUAAACAAUAUCAUGUUACUAAUAACAGCAGCUCUGGCGAUCAAAGAACUUUGGAUGAUACAACUUAUUUCCCAAACCCUAAGUUAAAAAAUCGCAAUACUAAGAUUCAGGGUCUAUAUACCAGUGGGUCGAAUUUAGACCCUUCUUUAAGUACUUUAAGGUACUCCACCCCUCCUAGUGGAUUAACUACCAAUCAAAAUGUCGAUCUUAUUAAUACCAAUUCCCCAACAGCUUUCAAUAACUCCAAUCAACUCAAUGCAAACCCUCCUUCUUUCCAACAUCGUGGUGAUGUAAACGGUGCUUCAUCUUUUAAUCCUGUCAAUUCAUUCAAUAUGCCAAAUCCAAAUCCAAAUCUUCAGUUCAAUGGUGACAUUCCUAUCCAAGAUUCUAGCAAUCCAUUGGCAAAACAUAUCGCCAACCCAGACCAACUAGAAAACUCUUAUUUGGCAUUGAACGACGAAUUUUGGUCGGACUUAUUAAAUGCAGACUCAAAUAAAUUGAAUUUUAACAAUAAAAGUGCUGGAGAUAACAUGAACAGUGAAGAGUUUUUUUUCAUGCAAUGAUAUAACGACUUCUACCUAUUUAAUUUUUUUUUUUUCCUUUCUCCUAUAUAUUUGUAUUAAUUCUCUAUAAGUUUCUCUACAAUUAGCUAAUUGACUUCCACG